Molecule: messenger RNA, 524 nt
Organism: Salmo salar (Atlantic salmon)
Lineage: Eukaryota; Metazoa; Chordata; Actinopteri; Salmoniformes; Salmonidae
Source: RefSeq, a predicted model, not a curated record
UACUCAAUGUAAUGCGGCUUCCGCCCUUUUCUAUCCUCUUUUUCCGCUGACAGGUUCGUCAACAUGUCUUCUCAUCUGCAGUGGAUGGUCAUUAGGAACUGCUCCAGCUUCCUCAUCAAGAGGAAUGGACAGACUUACAGCACCGAGCCCAACAACCUGAAGUCCAAGAACUCCUUCCGUUUCAACGGGCUGGUGCACAGGAAGACUGUUGGUGUUCAGCCUGCAGCUGAUGGAAAGGGUGUUGUUGUCGUGCUGAAGAAGCGUGCAGGCCAGCGCAAGCCCGCCACUUCAUAUGAGAAGAUCACCAUCAACAAGAACUCGCGUGCCACUCUGAGCAGCCUGAGGCACAUCAUCCGCAAGAACAACUACAGGAAGGACCUGCGCAUGGCUGCUCUGCGUCGUGCCAGCGCCAUCCUGUUGAGCCGAAGCGUGUGGUGGUGGUGAAGAGGCGUUCCAAGGCUGCCAAGACUGCAUAAAGUUGCCGAGUUAUGACAAAUAAAAAUAAAUGUUGGGUUUGAAAAACA